Molecule: messenger RNA, 1350 nt
Organism: Scedosporium apiospermum
Lineage: Eukaryota; Fungi; Ascomycota; Sordariomycetes; Microascales; Microascaceae
Exons: 3
Coding region: 1-1350 (449 amino acids)
Biological process (GO): regulation of transcription by RNA polymerase II
Cellular component (GO): PcG protein complex; transcription regulator complex
Molecular function (GO): RNA polymerase II cis-regulatory region sequence-specific DNA binding; DNA-binding transcription factor activity, RNA polymerase II-specific
Source: RefSeq, a predicted model, not a curated record
AUGGGUAUCGAUAUGCUCGUCAACGCAAAGGGCGGUGUUGCCAACCCACACCACACUAUUCCAUCCAUUCCCUCUCCCGACCAAAUCCACCUACCUCAGAUUGCCGCCUCCCGGCCCAUGACCGACCCCUUGGAUCGAUCCGUUUCUCCCCACGGCUCGAUACAUUCGACACAUUCUCGAUACUCGACGCCUAGAUCGGGCGAUAUUCCCGACACGCUUCCUCGGUCAUAUCCUUCCCCAACCGCGAUGCUUCAUGCUCAUGACCCCCAGCUCGGCGCACCCAUGUCUCUGCCGAGCAUGCCACCCACGAGUAUAGCUCAACAUUAUCAGACCGAGUAUAAGCCGGCCCCUGUCCUUCCAGGCACCUGGAACCAGUCCAUCCAGCCCAUGCCCACCCAACAACCCGCUCCUCAGCCGCCCGUGAAGGCAUACCCGUGUAGCACUUGUGGGAAGGGUUUCGCCAGGCGUAGCGAUCUGGCGCGACAUGAGCGCAUUCACACCGGUCACCGACCUCAUGUGUGUGAUUACCCUGACUGCGGCAAGCAGUUCAUUCAGCGAUCUGCCCUGACGGUGCAUUACCGCGUGCAUACUGGCGAGAAACCGCAUAUGUGCGAGAGGUGUGGAAGGACCUUCAGCGAUAGCAGCUCGCUCGCUCGUCAUCGACGUACCCAUUCGGGUAACCGGCCUUACAAGUGCCCCUACGCCAACUGCCAAAAGACUUUUACUCGCCGUACAACUUUGACGAGACACCAGAACCAGCAUAUUGGCACGAUAGAGGAGGCUGCUGCUGCUACUGCGGCGGCUCUUGCGUCCCGAAUGAACGGCGUGAAAGGAAUCAAGGCCGAGAUAGAACAGCUGUCCAGCCACAUCUCUCCCGUCACUACUCCUUCUCCUGGUCAAAGGAAUUUGUCUAUGUCUCCUAGUGCCCAGCUUGACGGAACUGGUCUUCCGAGGCAAGAUUUCCAGCAGUAUGUCACGAACAGCUCUCUCCCGGCCCACUUGAGGAGUGAUAUCCACAUUGGCAGCCCAACUUCGACGACAUCUGCUGGCUACAACCCUAUCCGACCCACCUCCCACCCAACGAGCUACCCGCCUCCUACACUGGAGCCUAGCGUCGAGAGCCAUAACUCCGGUCCCGGCAGCGCCAGCGGUAGCCCUCACAUGAGCAGCCUUGGGUGGCAAUCUCCCACCCAUUCUGGCUCGCCUUCUCAAAGUAGCGCCAACGCUUUCAUGUACCCUGAUCCCGACUACCAAACAACGACGAACAAUAUGAAUCAGUUCUAUUACGCCCACACGGGUCAGAUUCGCAGGCCCCAGAGCACGGAACCCAACUUGGUGUCCAUCUCAUGA